Messenger RNA from Vidua chalybeata, 2997 nucleotides. RefSeq names its product jumonji domain containing 4 (gene JMJD4). Gene Ontology annotation, molecular function: histone H4R3 demethylase activity; sequence-specific DNA binding. The transcript is spliced from 7 exons. Bases 693 to 1970 code for a protein of 425 amino acids. Gene Ontology annotation, biological process: positive regulation of translational termination; negative regulation of gene expression; protein hydroxylation. Gene Ontology annotation, cellular component: nucleus; cytoplasm. The record is from RefSeq and is a predicted model, not a curated record. Lineage: Eukaryota; Metazoa; Chordata; Aves; Passeriformes; Viduidae.
ACUCCCUGAUGGAUGUCCCUCAAUCUCCAUAUUCCCUUGGAGACUUCUGAGGAAGGAAUUCCCUCGUGGAUAUCCUAUAAUCCCGAUAUUCCCUUGGAGCUCCAUGACGGAGGAAUUCCCUCCUGGAAAUCCUUUAAUCCCACUGCCAUAUCCCAGGUUCCUUGGAGCUCCCUGAGGAAGGAAUUCCCUCAUGGAUGUCCCUUAAUUCCCAUAUUCCCUUGGAGCUCCGUGAGGGAGGAAUUCCCUCCUGGAGCUUCCCAAAUCCCACUGUUCCCUUGGAGAUUUCUGAGGGAGGAAUUCCCUCGCAGAGAUCCCUAAAUCCCCUUUUCCCUCAGUGUGUCCCAAAUCCUAUCCCUGCAGCCUCUUUGCUUUAUUCCCUCUGUGCUCACUCUUCCCUCGUUUUUCUUUUUUUUCCCAUUUUUUGCCCUAUUUUUAUCCUGCCAUUGCUCCAAAUCCACGGAAAAGCUCUGCAGACGGAACCAGCUCUGACAAGAGGAAAAAGCAUCCAUAGGGCGAUUCCCAGCUAUCCCAAAAAACCAUGGAAAACCCAAAUUAUCCCAACACUUAUUCCCCCUCAAUUUCCCCAUGAUUUCCCACACUUUUAAAGCCUCAAAUCCCAUUUUUAGCGGGGAUUUUUUUGGGAUUAUUUUUUCCAAAUUCCUUGGCUCAGCCAGGAAUUUUUUGCAGCCUGCAUGGACAGAGCAACCUUUGCCUGUUCCACCGCUUUUUUCCGGGAUUUUGGGAAUUCUUCUCCGGGUGCUCUUCCCGGGGGCCACGUGGAUUUUAUUGACAAAGCCGAUUCUUUCACUUAUUCCGAUUUUUUCCGGGAUUAUCUCAUUCCCAACCAUCCCUGCAUUUUCUCGGCCAAGUUCACCGAGGAUUGGGGCAGCAGGAAAAAUUGGGUGACGUGGGAUGGGAAACCCAACUUUGAGCAUCUCCUGCAGAAGUUUGGAGAAGCCGUGGUGCCCGUUGCCAACUGCGAUGUCAAGGAAUACAAUUCCAACCCCAAGGAGCAGCUGCCCUUCAAGGAAUACGUGGAAUAUUGGCGGGAAUACAUCAGGAACGGCUACAGCUCCUCCCGGGGCUGCCUCUACCUCAAGGACUGGCACCUGAGCAGAGCUUUUCCAGAGCAGGAUGUUUACACCACUCCCGUGUAUUUUUCCUCGGAUUGGCUCAACGAAUAUUGGGAUGCCGUGGCCGUGGAUGAUUUUAGGUUCGUCUACAUGGGACCCAAGGGAUCCUGGACACCGUUCCACGCCGACGUCUUCCGCUCCUACAGCUGGUCAGCCAACAUCUGUGGCAGGAAGAAAUGGCUCCUGUAUCCCGCGGGACAGGAGGAAUUCCUGAAGGAUCGCCACGGGAAUCUCCCCUUCGACGUGACGGCUCCGGAUCUUCGGGAUAAGAGGAUUUAUCCGCGCUACAGCCAGAGCCAGCCCCCUCUGGAAAUUCUCCAGGAAGCCGGAGAGAUCGUCUUCAUUCCCAGUGGAUGGCACCACCAGGUUUAUAACCUGGAAGACACCAUCUCCAUCAACCACAACUGGGUCAACGGCUGCAACGUGGCCGUCAUGUGGUGCUUCCUGCAGGAUGAGCUGGCGGCCGUCCAGAGGGAAAUCAGCCAAUGGAAAGAUCCCAUGGACGAUUGGCACCUCCAGUGCCAGCUGAUCAUGAAAUCCUGCACGGGCAUCGACUACAAGGAAUUCUACAACUUCCUCAAAGUCAUCGCGGAAAACCGGAUUUCCAUCCUGGAGAAGGGCCUGGAUGAGGAAUCCUCAUCCCAGAACAAUUCCAAAGCUGCCAUCUCCACCUUGGGAAUGCUGCACGCCGUGUUCGACCUGAAGAGGACGGUGAAGGUGCUGAGCUCGUUAAGCGCUAACGAGGAUUUCCGGAAGCUGGAUCUGACUUCCCUGUCCCCUCCUCCGGAGGCUCUGCUCCAGCACCUGGAAUCGGCCAUAGACACGGCCCUGCUCUGAAUUCCCACUUUUCCAAGAUUUUUUCCAAAGGGUUUGGAGGAAAUGGACUUGGGCAAGAGCUUUACUCCAGCGGGAGAUGGGAGAAUGAAAGGAGGGAGAACAUUCCCAAAGUUCCGAGUGGUUUGGAGGAAUUGGGGGAAAAAAACCAUCCCAGCCAAAGGAAAAUCCCAAACUUCCUUUAGGAUUGUGAGCAUCACUCAGGGAAAAAAUUCCCUAUGGAUCAUCUGGCGUUGGAAUGAUGCAAAUUCCCUGUGCUUAAGCUCAGCUUUGUUAAAACCUCUCCUACUUCCAGGUGCAGCUCAGCUUUUCCGUCCUUUUUUAGGGAAUUCCAGCUGGUGAAUUCCAUGGAAGCCUGAGCUGGAGCCUGGGUUUGGGAAUGUUGAUUCCGUGUCUUCCAAAGUGGGAUCUCCAAAGCCGAGAUGUUCAGGAUUAAAUUUAAUUCAGCUCCGAGCAAAACCUGCCUUGACUCAUCCCAAUAAAAAGCAGGAAUGGGAAUGUGCUCCCAAAAUUCCGCGCUCUAUCCCAAGGCCCAGAAUUCCCUCCAGAAAAGAUCAGGAAAGUUCUGAGUGGUUUGGAGGAAUCAGAGGAAAAAAAAACCAUCCCAGCUAAAGGAAAAUCCCAAUUUUUUUAGGAUUCUGAGCAGGCACUCAGGGAAAAAAUUCCUUGUGGAAUUUUUUGUGGAUCCAGCACCUCCCGCACGCUUCCACAGCACAAUUCCCACCCAGAAUAUUCCCAGUGGAACAUCCCCCUCCUGCUUUUCCUUGGAAAAAUCAAAAACCUGGAAGCACAAAUGGCUGCACACUGUUACCUUCAGGCCUCGCUUGAAUUCUUCCCGAAAUCAAAACCGAGAAAAACUUGGAAUUUCGGGAAGUUUUAGGAAGUCAAACUGAAAAUCUGCCUCGUUUUCCUUGAAUUCCUUGGAAUUUUUACCCCCCCCUGCACUUUGCAUGUUCUUUUCCAGUAGGAAUUUUGCAUUUUUUUUCUUCAUUCCCAAAAAUAUCAAGGAGCCGUUUUUCCUUAAUUUAGG